AAAAUUCAGAUUUAAUAUAUUAAUCAUAAUUUUGAAAAUUUCAAAUAAAGUGUUGAUAAAUAUUAAUAAUAAAAAAAACAAAUUAAAUAGUUUGUUAAAUAGUUAGUUAGUCCAUAAUCAUAUAUCUAGAAUUACAAGAAAUAAAAAAUAAUAUAAAUGAGAUCUCAAUAGCAAAAACUAUCAGAUUCAGCCCAACGUAACAGAUAAGGAGGUGAAGUAAUAGGCUUAGCUUAAUAAAAGUAAGAAAGAAGAGCUGUUUUAGAAGCUUCUCCUUUUGCUAAUAAUCAUGAAACAUUUAUGAAGGAUUAAAUAUUAGAGUUCUAUGACUUAUUCGAACUUUACUUCGAUAAAUAAAAAAGAGGUGUUGACAUUAAUGAUAUUUUAGCAACUGCAAGAACUCUUGGUUUAGAUUCCAAAUAUCAAAUGGUAUAUAAGGUUCUUUCUUAGAUUUAAUAAGAGCAUCACGACUAAUCAAGAAGACUCAAUAAACCUGAUAAUGUGGAUUUCAAAGAGUUUAUUGAUUUGCUAUCAUUGAAAUUGGGUAAUAUAAAUUCAGAAUAGGGAGUCGAUGCUAUAUUCAGAUUAUUAGAUAAUGAUGAUGAUGUUAAUAGCAAAAAAGACUGUGUUACCAAAGAAAAGUUAUUAAAGGUCGCUAACGAUUUAAGAUAUAAUUUAAAUGAAGACGAAGCAAUACAAAUUAUAUAAAAUGUUGCAGGUUUCUAAUAAACUGAAUUUACUUAUGAUGAUUUCUAAAAGUUCAUCAAUAAGAAAUUAAAAAGCAGAAGAUAAGAACAAUUAUCAUGA
Molecule: messenger RNA, 804 nt
Organism: Tetrahymena thermophila SB210
Lineage: Eukaryota; Ciliophora; Oligohymenophorea; Hymenostomatida; Tetrahymenidae
Product: Centrin6a-from-infraciliary-lattice protein, putative
Exons: 3
Source: RefSeq, a predicted model, not a curated record